Capronia epimyces CBS 606.96 is the source of this 1641-nucleotide messenger RNA. RefSeq lists its product as uncharacterized. Lineage: Eukaryota; Fungi; Ascomycota; Eurotiomycetes; Chaetothyriales; Herpotrichiellaceae. The record is from RefSeq and is a predicted model, not a curated record. Gene Ontology annotation, molecular function: ligase activity. The transcript is spliced from 6 exons. Bases 1 to 1641 code for a protein of 546 amino acids.
AUGGCGAGCAUCGACGCCCUUCCGGCCAUAGAAUCGAAGUCGAUCACCACCGACGCCCAGAGCAAGUCGAACCGCGAAGCCUGGGCGCCAGUGCUGGACAAAUAUGAAGGGUUUCUGAAAGAUACGACGUCCGAAGGGACCGACAUCUCUCUCCGGCGGCAUCAAGCGCGAGGUCAACUGCUAGCGCGCGACAGGGUCAGCCUGCUGCUAGACCCGGACUCGCCCUUUUUGGAGCUGUGUUCCUUCGCCGGGUUCGGACUGAAAGAUUCGAGCCCAUGUGCCAGUCUUGUAGCUGGAAUCGGGAGUGUCUGCGGCAGAUUAUGUCUUAUCCGAUCCCAUAUUCCGUCUCAGAGCGGAGGAGCAUGGAACGAGCACACAGUGUUGAAGCAGAACCGCGUCACGGAAAUUGCCAACGAGAACAACCUGCCCAUCAUUGCUCUAAUACAAUCGGCCGGCGUCUUCCUCCCGCAGCAGUUCCGAGUCUUCCACAAGGGCGGCCAGCUCUUCCGCGACCUGGCCCUCCGCAGCGCGCAUGGCAAACCGACGUGCUCGAUCGUGUUCGGCUCGUCGACCGCAGGAGGCGCAUAUGACCCUGCGCUGUCGGACUACACCAUCUUCGUCAAGGACCAGGCCCAGGUCUUCCUGGGCGGCCCGCCGCUGGUGAAGAUGGCCACGGGAGAAGUCAUCGACGCCGAGGCCCUGGGCGGCGCUUCCAUCCACGGGUCUGUCACUGGACUGGCGGACCAAAUUGCCACCGACGAGUUCGACGCGAUCCGCAAGGCCAGGGACUGGGUGCUCACUCUCGCCGCCGAUGACGCCGCCGCCGCCCUCGCACUGCCGACCCGACGGUUAUCUCCUCCCCUCGAGCCACGAUACUCGCCCGAGGAAAUACUGUCACUGGUGAACCCGGACAUCCGCAAGCCAUUCGACAUGAAGGAGGCUCUGCUGCGGAUUGUGGACGACUCGCGCAUCCUGUUCUUCAAGCCCGAGUACGGCCGCAACCUGGUCACAGGCUUCACGCGGAUCCAGGGCAUCCCGACGGCGAUCAUAGCGAACCAGACGCCGGUGAUCCACGCCGACGAGGCCGCCAAAGGCGCGCAGUUCAUCCGGCUGUGCAACCAGCAGAAGACGCCGAUCGUCUUCCUGCACAACGUGACCGGCUUCAUGGUCGGGUCCAAGGCCGAGCAUUCGGGCAUCAUCAAGAGGGGCGCGCAGUUCGUGUCGGCCGUCAGUUGUUCCACCGUCCCGCACAUCUCGAUCAUUCUGGGCGCCUCCUACGGCGCCGGCAACUACGCCAUGUGCGGCCGCGCCUAUAGGCCUCGCUUCCUCUUCACCUGGCCCAUCGGCCGCUGCAGCGUUAUGGGGCCCGACCAGCUGGCCGGCGUCAUGCGCACCGUCGAGUCCAACAGCGCAAAGGCCAAGGGCGUCCAGCUGCGCGCCGAGGAUCUUGACGCCCGCGUCGCCCGCUUCCGCGACGGCGUGCAGACAGACAGCGAGUGUUACCGCACCUCCUCCGUCCUGCUGGACGACGGCGUCAUCGACCCGCGCGACACCCGCGACGUGCUGGCCAUGUGCUUGGAAAUCGUCCAGAACGCCCCCAUUGAAGGCGCCCCCGCUCACCGCGCCCUGGCACGGAUGUGA